Patiria miniata (bat star) is the source of this 2014-nucleotide messenger RNA. Its product is annotated as protein SpAN-like. NCBI's taxonomy places the organism in Eukaryota, Metazoa, Echinodermata, Asteroidea, Valvatida, Asterinidae. The transcript has 13 exons. Bases 1 to 1896 code for a protein of 631 amino acids. Gene Ontology annotation, molecular function: zinc ion binding; metalloendopeptidase activity. Gene Ontology annotation, biological process: proteolysis. The record is from RefSeq and is a predicted model, not a curated record.
AUGAAGUUAGUGCUCCUGAUUCUUGUUUAUUUAACGUCUGGCUUCCUGAUGGUGGAGGGACAAGAUGGCGAACCAACAGAGGGGGACCGAGGACCACCCAGACCCCUAUAUCACCCAGAGCCAAUUGAAGAGAGCUACGUACCGGGAACGUUCCAGUCUGACAUGCGGCUGACAUUCCCACAAGUGAUCGAUUUGUACGUUAGUGUCUCGGAACAGAUGAACGGAACGCAAAAGCGACGAGCAGUAAGCAGUACCAAAUGGCUGCGUGGUAUUAUACCCUACGAGAUUGAUGACAACUUUGGCCAGGAAAUUCGUACCACUAUCCAGCAAGCGAUGGACUUGUGGGAGGAGAACACGUGUAUCACUUUCCGAGAGUACACUCCAGAAGUCGCAGAGGAACUGGGCAGUGAACAUCGUGUCCUUUUCGAGAAGGCGAGUGCGGGAUGCGUGUCCUGGAUCGGCAUGAUUGACCGUUUUCCCCAGACUAUUUCACUUUCAGAAGAAAGCUGCAAUUAUAUGGGAACAAUCGCACAUGAGAUCGGCCAUGCUGUGGGUUGGUACCACGAACACGCCCGGCCAGACAGGGACGAGUACGUGACGGUCCUAUACGAUAAUAUCCAGGCGGGGUCCGCAUCAAACUUCCAAGCCUUUGGUGUCGAGACGUACGAUGUCCCUUACGACAUUGAAUCGAUAAUGCAUUAUGGAUCAGAGUAUUUUACUAAAGACCGUGGAUUUUUGACGAUUGAGCCAAAGAACCCAUUGGAUCUGUUCAAGAUGGGAAACCGGGCAGAUUUCACAUUUUACGAUCGGAAGAACGCCAACAUGAUGUAUGAGUGUUCCAGUGAGUGUGAGCCGCUUUUGCAAUGUCAAAACGAAGGAUAUGUUGGGGAAGAUUGCAAGUGUCACUGCAAACCAAACUACAGUGGGACUAACUGUGAGAUGCACAUGAAAGGAAGCGCAGGUUCUGAAUGCAUGAGUGAACUAUCAGCUGAUGAAGACGUAAAGACCAUCAUGUCACCAGGAUAUCCCGUUGCCUACGAUCGUUUAAUGACAUGUGCCUGGUUAAUAAAGGGGCCUCCAGACAAGACACUGAGCCUUGUUUUCAUCGAUUUUGAAGUAGAGAAUGGCCCACGCAACGUCUGUUACGACUACGUCCGAGUGCGAAGUGAUUCCUACAUCUACACUGGUGGAAAAGACUCUUGUGGCACCGAACCACCACCGCCAAUUGUGUCGGCUGGAAAUCAAAUCAUGGUGAUUCUCCAGACCGACGGGUCAGGUGAACGAAGAGGAUUCCGAGCUAACUAUUUUGUCAACCCUCAGAGUGAUGCUACUACCCUGCCCGUGGCCUCAACUAUGGUCCCAACCAUGGCCGUAACCACGGCCCAAACCACAGCUCAAACCAAGGCCAAAACCACGGCCAAAACCACAGUCUACACCAUGGUCUCAGCAUCGACUCCUUUAAUGGAAUCAACCACCACUGUGACCGGACAGCCACCAACCACUAUAAAGUCAAAGGCAAAGUGUGAAGCGGCUGAAGGAACAUGCGGCGGGCAAUUCACUGACUCCGGUUGCAUAGCAUCGCCGAACUAUGGACGUAGCGUGUACAAUAACAACGAGGAAUGUGUUUAUCAUAUUCAGGUUGAUGCUGGUGAACGAGUUCAGUUGGCAAUAGAACACCUUGAUAUCGAAUAUGAGGUGACUUGCACGUGGGACAGAUUGGUAGUCAUUCCUGGGGACACACUUGGCUUACUGAGGGUUUGUGGUGCGGAGCCUCCGUUUGGGACUUUCGUUUCCCUUGACAACACCAUGACGGUGAAGAUGAUCAGCGACGGAUUUGUGGCUAAAGGCGGAUUUGCAGCAAGCUUCCAGGGGAUUACCGUGGAUAAGGAGGAUUAGGAACAGGAAUACAUCAGUUCAUCACCGGUGGACUAAAUCAACCGCUUAUUGAUUGGAAUCAGCUGCAAAAGAAUUCUGUUUUAUCACUUCGCUGACUCAAUAUAGACCUUUCCUUGUC